GCAGCGGCCGCGGCGGGCAUUGUGCGGCGGAGCGGCGCGCUGGGGCUCGCCCCCCGGCCGGGCAGAGGCGGCGGCGCUGCGGGCCAGGCUGCCCCCGGGAGCAGGGGGCGCUGGUGUCGGAGGGGAAUGGGCUCCAUGGCGGGGCUGCUGCCGCCCGGAGACUGCGGGUGCGAUGGGGACGCGGAAGCUGCGGGAGCCCGGCACAGACACCGGCAGCCAGAGGAGCGGGUCCAGCAAGAACAAAGAAACCACACUGUGGAGCCUGUUAUAGAUGACUAUAAAAAGAUGGGGACUCUAUUUGGUGAACUAAACAAAAGCCUUAUCAGCAUAGGCUUCACGAGGAUGUAUUUUGGAGAACGGAUUGUGGAACCUGUAAUAAUCAUAUUCUUCUGGGUUAUGCUUUGGUUCCUUGGCUUACAAGCUCUUGGACUAGUUGCUGUUCUGUGCCUUGUCAUUAUUUACGUGCAACAGUAGAGUAUGGUGAAUGGCCUGUUGGAUAACAUAUUACAACCAUGUCACCUUUCAGUGGAUUUAUAUGUUUAAACAAACACUGGCAUAUUAAAAGCUGCAAUUUUCCAAAUCAUGCUACACAUUACAUUUGUGAGGUCUCUACAUUCAGACUAAAAUUACAUAUGCAUUUUAAAGGAAGUCAACAGUCCUAGCACAUCUCCAAAGGGAAUGAAAAGGAUAUGCUCCUAAUAAUGGUACUGUCCAAAGUAACUUACUCUUUUGAAGGGCUUGUCCACACAGUAAGUUAGUACACAGCAAGCCAGGGUGUGACUCUACUGCACACUAGCGUUUCAAAUACUAACUCGGUGUGGACAAGCCUGAGUGAGGGUACAUGAGCCAUUGCAACCUUGAGGGCUCAGUCCUAGGUUGCCUUUUUAUUAAAUGUGGUAUAAAAACACCUCCAUCUGAAUGGGGUCAGCCUCUCUUCUGUGAUGUGGCUGAUAUUUUGAAAUGACACUUUCUUGUGUAAUGGAAAUUCCUCUCUUUGUUUUGAAGAGUACACAUAACCAUGAGAUUUAUGUUCCGUUAUUUUUACAUUGUUCUCUCCUGUAAGCUUUUUGAAGGCUGGGCCCAUAAAUCUGAACUAACUAAAAAUGUGUUCCUCCACUGGCUUGCACGUGUGCGCACACACAUUAGUUUGUGACUGUAAUGCCAGGCCUACGUUAGAAAAGGGUUGUCAGUCUAGCUAUACCGA
Molecule: messenger RNA, 1204 nt
Organism: Terrapene triunguis (Three-toed box turtle)
Lineage: Eukaryota; Metazoa; Chordata; Testudines; Emydidae
Gene: FAM241A
Product: family with sequence similarity 241 member A
Exons: 2
Coding region: 127-474 (115 amino acids)
Cellular component (GO): intracellular membrane-bounded organelle
Source: RefSeq, a predicted model, not a curated record